UAUCUCUGCAGUAUAACAUAUCGCCACCUGGAGUUACCGAGUUUCAACCCGAUCGUGUCCGUUCCAACCCUUUCAAUUUCAAACUUGUCCAUGACCUAUGGGAGACUGCAGUUGAAAAUGCACACGAACUCGGCUGCCCGUCUUUGCAGUGCGAUUUUGAUUCACUUCGCGUGGUGUUUUUGCGUCUGCGCAGCGUCUGCAACAUCGGAUAAACAGGGUAACAUAUGUUGUUUGAAUCUCGUAAAGAACCUCCCUGGGAUAGUGUUCUUCUAUAAUACAUCUCAAUAUGGGGAUUCUGUUGGGAGCUACUAUUCUGGGCAAGAAGGUGACAUCCGACCAAGCUGCAUUGUCGCCCCGCGAGACAGAGAGGACGUUUCUGCAGCUGUUCGGAUUCUGACUACCGCAUCGUACGAACAAGAAAUAUUCAAUCAAUCGCAGACUCAUUGCAAGUUUGCUAUCCGUAGUGGUGGUCACACACCCUAUGCAGGUAGUGCUAAUAUCGCUGGCGGUGUCACUAUUGAUCUCCGGGGGUUGAACCAAAUUGUCGUCAACGAUGCCGGCGAUGCUACAUAUGUCGGACCCGGUGCUCUCUGGGGUGAAGUUUACGACACCCUUGAUCCGCAGAAUCUCACUGUUGUUGGGGGCCGAUCUAGAUAUGUUGGUGUCGGCGGUUUACUUACUGGCGGUGGUAUCUCUUAUUUCUCGCCGCGAUUUGGAUUUGCAUGCGAUAAUGUUCUCUCCUACGAAGUUGUUCUUGCCGACGGCUCCAUUGUCAUUGCCAGCAGUACAGACUAUUCCGAUCUCUUUGCGUCGCUCAAGGGUGGAUCAAGCACAUUUGGAAUCGUCACCCGCUUUGAACUUAGAACUUUCGCCCAGGGUCUCAUGUGGGGCGGCGAUAUCAUGUACAGCCUCACCACACUCCCACAGCAAACCAAAGCUUUCAUCGAUUUUGCGACAGACCCGAACUACGACGAACAUACGUCCCUAAUACAGGUCUACGUCGCUACUCAGGGCAGGCGCCUCGUAAUCAACAGUCCCAUUUACACAAAGCCGGAGCCCUAUCCGCAAGCCUAUCGUCGCUUCACAGAUAUCAAACCACAAGUCAGCGACGCGACGCGCAUUGGAUCGCAUGCGGAUAUGGUGGCAGACUCGGAAACAAGUCAGGGUAAGCGCAAUGCGUUUCUGACUACCACUUGGAGAGCAGAUCUCAGUUUUCUGGACCAACAUGUCAUUCCAGCGUGGCUCGCCUUCUCCAACAUAACGGCUAACGUCUCGGGCUUAACAAAUGCGCUGCUCAGCCAGACGCUCGCCAACCCUAUCCUGACGCAAUCGGCUCGCCACAGCACAUUUGCGAGAAAUAUCGUGCCAGAUCCAACAGCGGCAUCGGGUGCGCCGCCUAUUAUCUCGAUGCUGAGUCUGACGUGGAAUGACGCCGCCGAUGACGAGCUGAUGAGUACGGCCGCGAAGACGUUUAUUCAGUCCGUGGAAUCUGCGUCGAAGAAAUAUGGGAACUAUAUCAAGUUCAAAUAUCUGAAUUAUGCGGACCGCGAACAAGAUGUCUUUGGGGGGUACGAUCGUGAGAAUGUAGAAAAGAUGAAGAAGGCCAGUAGGAAGUAUGAUCCUCAAGGAAUAUUCCAGACGGCUGUUCCAGGCGGGUUCAAGAUAUUCCCAUGA
Molecule: messenger RNA, 1674 nt
Organism: Periconia digitata
Lineage: Eukaryota; Fungi; Ascomycota; Dothideomycetes; Pleosporales; Periconiaceae
Source: the annotation of a GenBank genome assembly